Messenger RNA from Hibiscus syriacus, 1361 nucleotides. RefSeq names its product GDSL esterase/lipase At5g03810-like. The record is from RefSeq and is a predicted model, not a curated record. The transcript is spliced from 5 exons. The coding region runs from base 182 to 1234 and encodes 350 amino acids. Gene Ontology annotation, molecular function: hydrolase activity, acting on ester bonds. NCBI's taxonomy places the organism in Eukaryota, Viridiplantae, Streptophyta, Magnoliopsida, Malvales, Malvaceae.
AAAUGAUGGGUUUAUGGAAUGCUAAGCAUGCCUCUUCUCCUAAAAAUAAGCACCUUAAAUGGCACCAUUCUCUUAAAGACAUUUGUAUCAGUUUGACCAUAACUCUCAUCCAUGGCUCUUUCUCCUUAAAUUCUUCUUCACCUGCUCCCUCUUUCACCCCCCGUUCACUUGAGAAAGAAAAAUGAGAGUUUCAAGAGAGUUUUUGGGUACCUUGGUCCUUGUUCUGGUUUCACCAGUGGCUAAUGGAGACCCUCUUGUUCCUGCAUUAAUCAUCUUUGGAGACUCGGUUGUUGAUGUUGGUAACAACAACAAUCUCAUUACACUAAUCAAGGCCAACUUUCCGCCCUAUGGAAGAGAUUUUGUUACUCACAGGCCAACCGGAAGAUUCUGCAAUGGAAAACUAGCCAUAGACUUCACUGCUGAGUACCUUGGGUUCACUUCAUACCCACCGGCUUACCUCAGUCAAGAUGCCAGAGGAAAUGCGCUCUUGACUGGAGCCAACUUUGCUUCGGCUGCUUCUGGUUUAUAUGACAGAACUGCAAACCUAUAUGGUGCCAUAACAUUGACUCACCAGUUAAACUACUACAAGGAGUUCCAAACAAAAGUGGUGAACAUGGUAGGGAAAGCUACAGCGACUGACAUAUUCUCUGGUGCCAUACAUCUUUUGAGUGCAGGAAGCAGUGAUUAUAUUCAAAACUACUACAUCAAUCCUCUACUCAAUAGUUUCUAUACACCGGAUCAAUUCUCUGACAUUCUCAUUAGAUCCUACUCUACUUUCAUUCAGAAUCUGUAUACACUGGGAGCAAAGAGGAUUGGAGUGACAACCUUACCGCCGACGGGUUGUUUACCCGCGGCGAUCACCCUUUUCGGUGGAGGAAGUAACCAGUGUGUUGCAAGGUUAAACCAAGAUGCCAUAGCCUUCAACAACAAACUGAACAGCACAUCUCUAGGUCUACAAGACAAGCUGCCUGGUCUCAAACUUGUUGUCUUCGACAUAUACCAGCCUCUCUUGGACAUGGUUACAAAGCCCAGUGAUAAUGGUUUCUUUGAGUCAAGAAGAGCUUGCUGUGGAACGGGUAUACUAGAGACAUCGUUGCUUUGCAAUGCCAGGGCCUUAGGGACUUGCUCCAAUGCGACCUCGUAUGUAUUUUGGGAUGGAUUCCAUCCCUCUGAAGCAGCCAACGAGUUCUUAGCAGGCAAUUUGCUAGCACAGGGUGUGGGACUCAUCUCUUGAACUUAUUUCCUUCAUGAUCGAAGAAAGGGAAUAAAUAAAUAAAAGAAAAAGAAAAGAAAACACUAUCACCCAUUCAUGUAAUCUUCUCAUAUGUAGGAUAUUGGAUAUUACUUGGUCUUAUUUAGUU